AUUGCUUUUAAAUCAUAAUCGAUAUAUUUUUUAUUCACAUUAUAUAAGAUAUCGUAUAUAAUAUAUGUUGUAAUAUAUUAUAUAAUAUAAUAUUUAAGUUAUAAUAAGCGACGAAAUUGUAAACCAAUUUGCAAUCAAACGGACAUUAAAUCGAUUGAGAGAUCAACUAAUUUGCGGCUAAAAUAAUGGUCCAGAAAUAUCAGUCACCCGUUAGGGUAUAUAAAUACCCCUUUGAAUUGGUUAUGGCUGCAUACGAGAGACGGUUCCCGACGUGUGAAAUGAUUCCGGUAUUCGUCGGCUCCGACACCAUAUCCGAGACCGACGACGGAGUGGUUCACGUGAUUGAGCGCAAGUGUCGGAUCAAUGUUGAAGCGCCCUAUCUAUUGAAAAAGAUAUCUGGCGUCGAUUUCGUAUAUUUUAUACAAAAGAAUACUUUAGACCGAAAAAACAGAAUAUUAAAGAUCGAGGCCUGGAAUGAAAGCUUUGCUAAUCGUAUCGUAAUUCACGAAUUGUGUACUUAUCGGGUAUACCCGGAGAACCCGGAGUGGACGUGCUUUGAACAGUCGGCGAGUCUGGAAGUGAGUCACUUCUGGGGCUUUGAAGGAGUGGUGGAGAAGUUGGCGGUUAAACACUAUUCACAGAAUAUAAAGAAAGGCAAAGAGAUUAUUGAGCACUACAUAAAUGUGCUGAAAGAGGAGGGAAUCACUUAUAUUCCGCCCUUUUGCUCGACUAAGACAUCGAAGGACUCGUUGGAUGAGUUGGACGUGCCGUUCAUCGACAGCGCCGAACCUAACCAUAAGAACGGUUCGAUUAAUAAUUAUAAUUACAAUAAUUGUAAUCAACAGAUGACAGAAGUCGCUAAACAGAGCUGACGUUAACCACAACUACAAAGCACUUGAAUAUGCAUUCAGUCAGUCGUCUAACUCUAACUCUGUUUAUAGUUUGUUGAGUGAUUUGAAUCACUAUUACGUUAUAGAGAUUGAGAUCUAAUUAAUAGUUUUAAAGACAUUUAUGAAUUAAUUGUAAAUAAAUGGGAACUUAGGAUAACUUAACCAAAUAAAUGCGAUAAUUUUUAAGUUGACUUAUUUUCAAGUGAUUUAACGAAUAUAUGAUAAUUAUUAACGAAUAAAUGGACAGUUAUAUAAUAAUAUGACAAUAUAUUAGACAUCGUUUUAGACUAAUUCUACCAUCAUUUCACUAUUCAGUACUGUUCAUAACCAUCUAAUGCAGUAUUUUCAUCACAUCUUACGGUAUAUUACAAAAUAAAUGCAUUUAUUAUUUGAAUAUCAAAUUCAAAUACUUGAGUCAAUACUUCAUAUCAA
Medioppia subpectinata is the source of this 1322-nucleotide messenger RNA. NCBI's taxonomy places the organism in Eukaryota, Metazoa, Arthropoda, Arachnida, Sarcoptiformes, Oppiidae. The record is from the annotation of a GenBank genome assembly.